AUGGCCAUCAUCCGCGAUUUCCCCGGCGUCAAGGUCACCGUCCAAGUGGACGGCCGCGAUGCCACUGAGUAUGAUGACCCGGAUGGUUUCGAAACCGACCCCAACCGGAAAAACGCCCGUUGGCGAACCUUCCAUUACAUCGAAUCCAAGGACGACGCCUUCUUCUCUGUCUGCUAUCAGGUCGACAACAGCCAUCGCUGGGAGGGCCCUGACCACGCGCUCACCUUGGCCUUAUACGUCGACGGCAAAAGGGCAAGCGGCAUGGUGUGUGAGGCCGAGCGCUUUCUCAAUUUUGACCCAUUGUAUGUUUGGGAAACCACCGUUGAAGGCUCUCGUGAGAGGUCCACUACUUCGGGCUACGACCGCCUCAACAAAUUCAAGUUCUCCAAGGUCACCACGUUUGAUGAUGCUGCAAUUGACCGGGUGAAGGCGGACACCGCAAAGGCAAAAUUAUUGGGCGUCAUUGAGGUGUUUGUCUAUCCCGUGAUCAUCACCGGGCCUUCCACGUACACCAGAUCCCCUCACCGCCACAAAGCGCGGCGGAGUGGCAACUUUGAGAUUGCCGAGAAGGCUCUCAAGGGCCGCGCAGUCUCCCACGGCACCUCGUUCGCCGACGGUGGUAUUGUUUCUCAGAGGCCCAGUGUCACUGCGGAAUAUCUCAAUAACCACAACCCGAUUGCGGCCUUCAGCUUCAAGUACCGCUCGCGAGACGCACUGCACAAGGAGUUGAUCAUUCCCAGAUCGCCGAGCCCUGAGCCCAUUGCCGGGUUGUCUGAGGCGGAAAUUCGCCGAUUGGCCGUGGAACGCCUCGACGAUAUUAACGUCAGUUUCCCCGACUCUUUCACCCCGCAGCGGAAUGAUGACCUUAUGCAGAAUCGCCGUAACUCUCCAACCGUGAAGUCAGAGAGCCGCCGUCCAAUCAUCAAGCGGGAAUGCACGGAGAUUCUCGACCUCACGGUAGAGCCCGCCAAGCGGGAGUGGAAGAAGAUCAAGAUCGAAGGCAACCGUGUGGCUAUUGACCUCACUGACGACUAG
Colletotrichum graminicola M1.001 is the source of this 1035-nucleotide messenger RNA. RefSeq lists its product as uncharacterized. The record is from RefSeq and is a predicted model, not a curated record. The transcript is spliced from 4 exons. Lineage: Eukaryota; Fungi; Ascomycota; Sordariomycetes; Glomerellales; Glomerellaceae. The coding region runs from base 1 to 1035 and encodes 344 amino acids.